ACACACGUAGUAGGCGGAGGCAGCAGACACACACACACACACACACACACACACGUAGUAGGCGGAGGCAAGAAGCCACACACACACACACACACAUUGGAGGGAACCCCAUCAGCUGUGGGAAGGAAGCAACACAGCUUGAACUUACUUUUAUUUUUCUAACUAUAUUGUUCAGAUAUUCAAACUGAAUUAGAGAUAUGCGUCAUUGAGGAGUAAAGCGAGAGCUCUGCGCUAAACGUACAUCACUGUAUUUUAAGGACAGCAGUGGAGGAAGGAAAAAAAAACAGAAAACACGGACUACAGAAGGUGGCUCUGAAAGCAUGGAAUAUUUCAUGAUGCCGACAGAGAAGAUACCGUCCUUACAGCACUUCAAGAAGACGGAGAAAGAUGUUAUUGGGGGUCUCUGCAGCCUGGCCAACAUCCCCCUCAGUCCAGAGACGGCCCAGGACCAGGAGAGACGUAUCCGGCGAGAGAUUGCCAACAGCAACGAGCGCCGGCGCAUGCAGAGCAUCAACGCAGGCUUCCAGUCCCUCAAAACGCUCCUGCCUCACACAGAUGGAGAGAAGCUCAGCAAGGCGGCCAUCUUGCAGCAGACUGCAGACUACAUCUUCGCCUUGGAGCAGGAAAAGACACAGCUCCUGGCACAGAACAACCAGCUCAAACGCUUCAUCCAGGAGUUUAGUGGCUCAUCACCUAAGAGGAGGCGAGCAGAGGAGAAGGACGAAGGGAUCGGGUCUCCAGACACGCUGGAGGAGGAGAAAGUCGAGGAGCUCAGAAGGGAAAUGUUAGAGCUGCGACAGCAACUGGACAAGGAGCGCUCAGCUCGUAUGCAGGUGGAGGAGCAGUUUCGAUCUCUGGACACCCAGCUGCACCCAGAGCGUCUGAAGGUGAUCACUCAGCAGGUGGAGGAGGAGCAGGCGCUCCUCCAGAGCCAAACGCUUAUACGCCUGCAGCAGAUCCACUCCUCUGACAGACAAACACACAGUCCACAGGUGCUGGCCCCUCCCACUCCCCCUGCCCCAACCCACCACCCCACAGUCAUCGUCCCGGCCCCAACACUAACCCAGCACCCCCACCACCACGUCACUGUGGUAACCAUGAGCUCGUCUGUCCACACCAGCACUGUGUCCACGUCCAGACAGAACCUGGACACGAUCGUGCAGGCCAUCCAGCACAUCGAACGCACUCAGGAGAGGAGAGCGAGCGCCGAGGAGGAGCAGAGGCGAGUGGUCAUCGUUAGCCCCAGCCACGUCGCCAUGGACACCGCCUGCUCAGACACAGACACCGACACAGAGGGAGAGGACUGUUCAAUGAACUGAUCGCAUUCCAUGAACACACACACACACACACACACACACACACACACACACACACACACACACACACACACACACACACACACACACCAACAAACACUUAAAAUACCUACUCACUGUAAUAUUCCCUCCAGGAGCUUGACUACUUUAAAAAAAUAAAAGAAGGAAAAAAAGAAAUCUUUCUUUGGCAUUAUCCAAACUCUUAAAUCCAGUGGUUAAGCUCUGUGUCAGUCCUGUACUGUAAAAUCUCUGAAGUUUGACAACAUAGGAUGGUCAGCGUGCAGAGGAGGCCCUGUGGGAUUUCUAGAGGCUGUUUUUCAGUGUCAGAGCCGGUCUGUGGCUACUUGAAAACUUGAGGGUCUCCUCGUGUAAAAAGCCCUCAGCAUCAGUCCGUCCUUUAUGUGUUUAUGUUUGCUACUUACAGUACCGCAGUUACCUGUCAUCACUGGCACGCUGACAGUAUUAUUUGUGCUACAAAUUGAUGGAGUCAGUACAAUGGAGAGUUGAAUGUAACAACACAAUAAGGAAGCAGCUCUUGAUUCUGAAAGGGGACAUGGAGUUGUCAUUUCUUCCCCCAGUCUUAACUAGUUUUGUUUUUCCUGGUUGGCUCUGUGAUAUUCUAGUGCCAGUGGCCACGAAAACCCAACUUAAACUGCAACAAAAGGCAAUUCUAAAUUUAAAAAGUCCGGGAAAAAAAUCUAAGUAAUUUGAGGAAAGAUGUUGAAUGAAAUUAUGUCAGAUUUACUUGAAGAAAAAAAAAAGGUUGUGUUUUUGAUAUUGAAAUAAGCCCUUAAAAAUAAGCUGUUAAAAAAUUUACAUGAUCAUCUUUAGGUUUUAAUGUUUUUCAUGUUUUUGACGAUUUUUUUUUUCUGUCAGGGUUACUGAAUGUCGAAGGUGAACAUUUUGUUAUAUUGAGAUUAACAACUUAAAAUCUAUCUAUCUUCUGGUCUUGGUUUGUUGAUUUCAGUGACUAUGCACUAGAGUUUUUUGGUAUUUAUGCAAUUCCAUCUUCCGUACAUUUGUUGGUGUCAUUAAUUAUACAUGAGGUGAAGUUGUCUAUGCACCGUUGAUAGGUGUGUACAUUACACCUACAGUAUAUGUAUGAAACUUGACAUGCUUGUAUCAAAGAAUGUAGUCUCUACUUGCAAGGUGCUCUUUGUCAACCUGGUGCUCUUGUGACCAGCAGUGAGUUGAGGCCCCACUUGAUCACGUAUUAGUAUGUGCGUCUGAAUUAAUUGCGAAAAUGAUAUGUGUCAUUUCCACAUCUUGGAAUUGCUUGGGGAGCAGGGAGGAGUUGUGUUUGAUUACAAAUGGCAGCACAUUUUGUGUUGUCUCACUGUGAGGAUGGCUCACAUAAAUUGAGAGGGGGAAAAACUUCACAACACAUACUGUAUUCCAACAUAAAAGGCAUCAGAUCAACAGCUUUAGUUGGAAAACUAAGCGCAUAUUGAUAGAUCAACAUAUGUUUUCAGUGCAUCAAAUGCCACAAAAAGUGCAAAACUCAAAUGAGAAGCACUGAACUGAAUUGCAGAUCCCUCCCCAAAUCCCCAUCUCGCUCUAAAAUGCACCGUCUGUCCACCUCAUGUUUCAAUGCUUAUAUUUCUCUCGGGAAUUUGACUGGAAAUCCCUGCUUCGAGCCUCCCUCCUGUCAUACUCGAUUUGAUAUGCUGACUUGAUGCUGUAAACAUUCCUUUUAUUUGGAUUCGUAUCUUAUAUGUUCUGUUGCCAAUUACAUGCAUGUUACUAAUUGCUAUUUUCUCUUGUCUAAAUCUGGCUUUUGUUUUGACAUUUUGUUUAUUUUAUUUUUCCGUUUUUUUUUUUUUUUUUUUUCUG
Micropterus dolomieu (smallmouth bass) is the source of this 3149-nucleotide messenger RNA. Its product is annotated as transcription factor AP-4-like. Bases 321 to 1319 code for a protein of 332 amino acids. The transcript has 7 exons. Gene Ontology annotation, biological process: regulation of transcription by RNA polymerase II. Lineage: Eukaryota; Metazoa; Chordata; Actinopteri; Centrarchiformes; Centrarchidae. The record is from RefSeq and is a predicted model, not a curated record. Gene Ontology annotation, cellular component: nucleus. Gene Ontology annotation, molecular function: RNA polymerase II cis-regulatory region sequence-specific DNA binding; DNA-binding transcription factor activity, RNA polymerase II-specific; protein dimerization activity.